AUGGAGGACACGCAAACCUUGCUGAAGCCUGCAUCAUCCAGGUCAUGGCAAUGUGACGGUAGCCGAUACAAUUACAUGCCACCAAGGCAGUCUUUAUUCUCGCAUCCCAUUCAUCACUUCCAGCAGAUCUUGCUGAAAGCACUGAUGAGAUCGAAGCAAUUGUACCGCAGGAGAUGCGUACAUUGCAACAGUCUGGAAGCAGAUUGGCAGCCUAAUUUGAAAUAUCUUCCCUUUUUGGAUGAUGCUAUGUUGUACUUUUCUAAAACCACAGAGCACAUAUAUCCCCAGUUCAUAAUUCAAAUGCGUCCUUCAGCAAAAAAGGCCGUGAAUGAAUGUUCUCAUUGUAGAGCCGUCCUUUUUCUUGGAUUCAAACUCUAUCCAGAAUUUGAGCUGCUCGACAUAACCGAAAUUGAAAUCUAUAUAACUUUCAUAUCGCUUCACUUUGUCAGGGUAAAACUCUGGGUAAAAUCAGUUAAUCCACAUUCUCAUAUAUGCUUACCUUUCUCUAUAUAUGAACCCUCAGGAUAUAGAGCCAACACAAAUGCCUCUGAAGGAGCAGAAUUUGAUAUUCCUAAGACCGCAGCCUCCAAGGAGACUUUCUGGUUCAUUAAAGACCGCUACCAAAACUGCCUUCAGUACCACAUUCAGUGCAAGUCGGAAAGCCCACAGUGGGCACCUACUAGAUUAAUUUGGCUCGAUCCUCAAAAUGAUGAUGUCCGCCUGAGCGUUGAUCAUAAGCCCGAUGUCGAAUAUGUUGCGUUAAGCUAUUGCUGGGGUGGAGUUGAGUUUUUUCAGACCACGCUAGGCAAUUACGAAUCCGUGUUGAAUGCUAUUCACUUUUCUAAUCUCCCUCAAACCUUUCAGGACGCUAUCACUGUAGCGCGCAGUCUAAACUUCCGCUAUAUUUGGAUUGAUUCUAUUUGCAUCAUCCAGGAUAGCUCGACUGACUGGGCACAGCAAUCAUCUCGAAUGGCAGACGUCUACAUGAAUGCAUGCCUAACGAUAGCUGCAACCUCAAGUCCUAACGCUCAUGCCGGGUUUCUGUCCGUACCUCACGACGGGCGGUAUGAUCCAGUAUCUCAACGGUUCCCGCAGCGGAACACUCCUGAUUUACUGUUGACAGCACGUAUCGAGCCCACCGACUUACACGAAAAGGUCAAUAUGGGCCCACUAGAUCAGCGUGGCUGGAGUUUCCAAGAAAAUCUGCUAUCGAUGCGAAUAUUAAAGUUUACGGUCGCAGAAGUCAAAUGGACUUGUCAAAGUGAAGAUAUUUGUGAAUGUGGUGGGGACAGUGCAAUUUCUAGUUUUCGCAAUAUCAUGCGCUUCUUGAACCAGAUGAAAGGCAGCUCCGACUUUCAUACUGUGUGGCUCAAGACACUUAAUGAGUAUGGCAACCGUAAACUGACGUACCAAAGUGACCGUCUUCCGGCUAUGUCGGGCAUAGCAUCUGUCGUACAGCGAGCAACUUCUUCGGAAUACGUAGCAGGGCUGUGGACAGACACCUUCGUUCUCGAUCUGCUUUGGCGAAGUGCUAAACGCGGUGACCUUCCACGUCCCAUCAUACCCAAACGGUUUGGUGACCAAGAGAUCACGGCACCAAGCUGGUCUUGGGCGUCCCUUGAGGGAAACAUAAAGUAUGCACCGUAUUUCAACUCUAAAGAAGUAAUGACGCUCUGUGUAGCGGUUCUCCAAGCGAGUGCUUCACUAGCUGGCUUAAACGUGUUCGGCGAAGUAUAUGGAGGGAUUGCUACUCUUUUGGGUCACUAUUGUGAUGUAUAUUUUAUAGUUGAUGGCCUCCAAUACAGGGAUGACUAUCUGCACUCCCUUCAGAGUCGUCACUCAUUUAGUGAUGAAGUCUUUGAAAUGAAUCCUGACUGCCAACUGUGUAUCCGCAGGUGUCAGUAUCCAGGGAUCCAAAAUCAGCCGCAAGUAAUUUGCAGAGAUAUUGGAGACAUAGAAGCAAGUAAACAUCGAGAUCUAAGGCAGAGUUCGUUCGGUAUCGUCGUUCGCUGUCUCAUCAUCGGUAAAUAUGCUCACGGGGCGUUUGGGGUGCCCAGACGUCGGGAGUCGAGACACCAAUAUGCAAAGAGGACAGGAAGAUAUCCCUGGGACUAUACUGGCAUAGUGUUAGGGAAUUCACGGUCUACACCAGGCGCGUUUGAGAGACUUGGCGACUUCAAGUUGUCAGUUGAGAACAGGGAGGAUUGGAUCAAAAGCUGUCAGUUGGAGAAAAUCACAAUCGUGUGA
Messenger RNA from Glarea lozoyensis ATCC 20868, 2247 nucleotides. RefSeq lists its product as uncharacterized. The transcript is spliced from 3 exons. Bases 1 to 2247 code for a protein of 748 amino acids. The record is from RefSeq and is a predicted model, not a curated record. NCBI's taxonomy places the organism in Eukaryota, Fungi, Ascomycota, Leotiomycetes, Helotiales, Helotiaceae.